Messenger RNA from Myotis brandtii (Brandt's bat), 8289 nucleotides. RefSeq names its product additional sex combs like transcriptional regulator 2 (gene ASXL2). Gene Ontology annotation, biological process: animal organ morphogenesis; positive regulation of transcription by RNA polymerase II. The transcript is spliced from 13 exons. Gene Ontology annotation, molecular function: DNA binding; chromatin binding; peroxisome proliferator activated receptor binding. Lineage: Eukaryota; Metazoa; Chordata; Mammalia; Chiroptera; Vespertilionidae. The record is from RefSeq and is a predicted model, not a curated record. Gene Ontology annotation, cellular component: PR-DUB complex. The coding region runs from base 142 to 4476 and encodes 1444 amino acids.
CUGCUCGGGUGCUCCUCCGGCCUGACUUCCCCUUUCUCCCACCUUUCCCGGCACCGCGGGAAAAGCAGCGCAGGGCAGAGCAGGCAGGGAGGGCGGCCGGAGCCCGGACACGGGAGCCUCCCAGUCAGUUCAAGACCCGACAUGAGGGAAAAGGGCCGUAGGAAGAAGGGCAGGACCUGGGCGGAGGCCGCCAAGACGGUCUUAGAAAAAUACCCCAAUACACCCAUGAGUCAUAAAGAAAUUCUUCAAGUUAUCCAGAGAGAAGGACUAAAAGAAAUCAGAAGUGGGACUUCCCCUCUUGCAUGCCUGAACGCAAUGCUGCACACAAACUCCCGAGGUGAAGAGGGCAUCUUCUAUAAGGUUCCAGGCAGAAUGGGAGUAUAUACUUUGAAGAAAGAUGUGCCGGAUGGGGUGAAAGAGCUAUCAGAAGGUUCAGAAGAAAGCAGUGAUGGUCAGUCAGAUUCCCAGAGUUCUGAGAACAGCAGCAGCAGCAGUGAUGGCAGCAACAAGGAGGGGAAAAAGAACAGGUGGAAAAGGAAAGUAUCAUCUAGACUGUCACAGCCAUCCUCUCCCCAGUCAGGUUGCCCAUCACCCACAAUUCCAGCAGGUAAAGUCAUAUCUCCAUCACAGAAGCACAGCAAGAAGGCACUAAAGCAGGCUUUGAAGCAGCAGCAGCAGCGGAAGCAGCAGCAGCAAUGCCGGCCAAGUAUGGCCCUCUCCUCCAGUCAGCAUCUCUCUCUGAAGGCUGUCAAAGCUGCCAGUGACUCUGUGACUGCCAAAUCUGCAGUAUGGGAAGGAAAGCAAUCAGAUGGACAGUCAAGCAGCUCCCAGAACUCAAACUCUAGCUUUUCUUCUUCAGUUAAAGUGGAAAACCCUUUGUUAGGCUUGGGGAAGAAGUCAUUCCAAAGGUCUGACAGACUCCACACAAGGCAAAUGAAAAGGACGAAAUGUGCUGAGAUUGAUGUUGAGACACCAGACUCCAUUCUGGUUAAUACAAAUCUUCGAGCACUGAUCAACAAACACACUUUUUCAGUCCUUCCUGGAGAUUGCCAACAGCGACUGCUUUUGCUUCUUCCAGAGGUGGAUCGACAGGUUGGUCCAGAUGGUCUGAUGAAGCUAAAUGGUUCAGCCCUUAACAAUGAGUUCUUCACCUCAGCAGCCCAAGGCUGGAAGGAAAGACUCUCAGAAGGUGAGUUUACACCUGAGAUGCAGGUGAGAAUUCGACAAGAAAUUGAGAAGGAGAAAAAAGUAGAGCCAUGGAAGGAGCAAUUCUUUGAAAGCUACUAUGGUCAGAGUUCUGGCCUGAGCCUAGAGGAUUCAAAGAAAUUGACAGCUUCACCCAGUGAUCCCAAAGUAAAGAGACCCUCAGCUGAGCAACCAAAAUCCAUGCUUCCUUCAGAGGCCUCUCCUGUCAGUAUAAUCCCUGUAAUUCCCCAGGUAGAAUCUAAAGAAGAAGUAGUGCAUAUGCCAUCACCAGUCAGAAAAGAAGAGCACGAAAGCCAAGAUAAGGUGCAGCCAAACCCUGAGUCCACAGAGCCCCUUCUUUCCUCUCCCAGCGAUACAAAUGAGCUUAGCAGCAUUCUUCCCAUCAAGUGCCCAAAGGAUGAAGAUGUCUCGGGGCAGAAGCCAGUUGCCUCUGCUGAACAGGAAUCUGAGAAAGAGAAUCAUCUCACUACAGCGUCUAAUUAUAACAAAAAUGAAAGCCAAGAAGCUUUAGUUAAGUCUCCAAGCAAACCCAAGAGUCCUGGAGUAGAGAAACCAGUAAUGAAGCCCAUAAUAGAAGCAGGUCCACAGGAGGCCACUAUGAAAGAGCCUUCAUCAACUCUGGUCGAUCACAGCCCAGAAAGCCUCAAGAGGAAAUCUCUCACCCAAGAAGAGGCCCCUACAAGCUGGGAGAAAAGGCCGCGUGUCACUGAGAAUCGCCAGCACCAGCAGCCAUUUCAAGUCUCUCCACAGCCCUUUCUUAAUAGAGGGGACAGGAUCCAAGUGCGAAAAGUACCACCUCUCAAGAUCCCGGUCUCCAGAAUCUCCCCCAUGCUGUUUCCUACAUCGCAGGUCUCUCCCAGGGCUCGUUUUCCAGUCUCCAUCACUAGUCCUAACAGAACAGGAGCCAGAACUCUUGCCGACAUCAAAGCAAAAGCCCAGCUGGUCAAAGCACAGAGGGCAGCAGCUGCCGCUGCCGCCGCAGCUGCUGCAGCCGCCUCAGUUGGAGGGACCAUUCCAGGACCUGGCCCAGGGGGUGGACAAGGCCCAGGAGAGGGUGGUGAAAGGAAAACCGCUAGAGGAGGGAAUCCAGACUCAGACAGAGUCAGAGAAACUGGAAAGGGCCCCACACUGGAACUGGCAGGAACUGGAAGCAGGGGAGGUCCGAGAGAGCUUUUACCCUGUGGUUCAGAGACUCAGCCCCAAUCUGAGACCAAGACCCCAGGCCAGCCACAGCCUCUUAGUGUCUCUGGAGCACAACUACAGCAAACCUCCUCAGUGCCUCCACCAUCUGCCAUCAGUGGAGCAUGCACAAGUGUCCCAUCACUAGCUCACACUGACCCACCCACACCGACUUUAGGGAAAUUGAAUAUUGAGAAACUGAAUGCCACCAGGGCAGCAGCCACAGUGGCCUCUCUUAGCCACCCACAAGGGCCCAGUCAUUGCAGGCAGGAGAAGUUACCUUCUGCUCCAGCGGGUCCUGCUCUAAUCUCAGACGCCACACCUGUUCAUUUUGCAGCUGAUGGCACAGUUGAGCCCAAAGCAGGUUGUAGUAAGAAUACACCAAACACUUCAGCCUCAGCAGAGACAACUGCCAGGGCUUCAGUGGAUAUGACUUCCUCCCCUUUAACAUCUUUAUUAAUAGCAGCCACUUUAGAAAAGCUUUCCAUCCCCCAGGUUAGUGGAACUGUAGCACCUUCCGGACCAGUUCCAUCCUCAAGCACUUUGCCAGCAAUUUCUAGCCUUAAAACUCCAGGAACUUCUUCAAAUAUGAAUGGACCCAUUUCACGGCCAAGCUCAAGUAUCCCUGCUAAUAAUCCUUUGGUCACUCAGCUGCUCCAGGGCAAAGAUGUUCCCAUGGAGCAAAUUCUGCCUAAACCACUCACCAAAGUUGAAAUGAAAACUGUUCCUCUGACUGCAAAAGAGGAAAUAGGGAUGGGAGCACCCACAGGCGCCAACAAAACAGAACAUAGCACCAGAGAGGAAGUUCAUGAGAGGCCUUCUCAUCCAGCUACACAGCAACUGGGUCAAACCUUGCAAAGUAAGCAUCUGUCCCAGGUUCCCAGGCCCCUUCAGCUCUUUUCAGGUAAGGAUCUGAGGGACUCCAGCAUUGACACACACCAAGAAGGACUAAGUAAAGCAACCCAAGAUCAGAUCCUUCAGACUCUCAUCCAGAGGGUUCAUAUCCAGAGGCAUAAUGUUCUCUCGUUUGUGCAGCCCUCCCAGUUCACCUUCACUCACUCAGGUUUCCAGGUAGAAGACAUCUCCACAAGCCAGCGGUUCAUGCUGGGCUUUGCUGGCAGAAGGACUUCGAAGCCUGCAAUGGCAGGUCACUACUUACUUAACAUUUCCACCUAUGGCCGGGGUUCAGAGAGCUUUAGGAGGACCCAUUCUGUAAACCCUGAAGAUCGUUUUUGUCUAAGUAGUCCCACUGAAGCCUUGAAAAUGGGAUAUACAGACUGUAAAAAUGAAACGGGAGAUAAUAGCAGUGACAAAGAAGAUACUGAUGAGGAAAGUACUGCUGAUGAAGAAGAAUCGGCCAUGGUGAAGGAGGAGCCCCAGGCUUCCCAGAGUUCUGGCAAGUGUGAAGCAAGUUCAGGACCCCACAGUAGAGAAGCCCUAUCCACUGAUUGUUUAGCUAAAAAGAAUGUGAAGGUAGAGACACCAGUGCAAACCGCUUUAAAUAAGGAGAAUUAUCUGUUCACUAGAGGCCAAACAUUUGAUGAAAAGACCCUAGCCAGAGAUCUUAUUCAGGCAGCGCAGCAGCAGAUGGCUCAUGCAGUGAGAGGGAAGGCAAUGCAUAGCAGCCCUGAGGUUUUCACUGCCACUGCUCUUCCUCCACCUGCAGACAGUCCCACUCAUCAGCCUCUCCUCCUUCCACCACUGCAAACCCCAAAGCUGUAUGGGAGCCCCACACAGAUUGGGCCCAGCUACAGAGGCAUGAUCAAUGUCUCCACCUCGUCUGACAUGGACCAUAACUCUGCUGUACCGGGGAUGCCUGACUGUGGCCAGGUAUCUAGCAAUGUAGGUGAUGUCAUGUCCUUUUCAGUGACUGUCACUACCAUCCCUGCUAGCCAAGCCAUGAAUCCCAGCAGCCAUGGCCAGACCAUUCCUGUUCAGGCAUUUCCUGAAGACAACAGCAUAGAGGACACGCCUUCGAAAUGUUACUGCCGAUUGAAAGCCAUGAUCAUGUGCAAGGGGUGUGGAGCCUUCUGCCAUGAUGACUGCAUUGGCCCCUCCAAACUGUGUGUCUCCUGCCUUGUUGUUCGGUAACAAGACUAGAAAGAACACACUGUAAAGGAGGCAGAAGGGAAGGGUUGGCAGGCUGUGUUUUUGCGUCCUUUUGGAAUCACAGAAAUAAACAAGUAGAUUUCAGUUGUCAAGAGACAAAUGUUACUUAAUCAGGUAUACAGAGUACAGAUCUUACAUUUUAGAGGAAGAGCACCUUGAUAGUAAGUCUAAGUCAACAAGACUUUGUGAAUUUGUGACAAGUUUGCACUUACAAAAUCAUGUAAAUAUGUCACAUUUUGUUUUAACAUUACUUUUCCAAGUGUUUAGGUAAUAAUGUAUUACUUUUCAUUCAAAUUUAUGGUCUACUUCAUGUGACUCUAAGUUUAAUGCCAUGCAUGGUGAAAGGAAGCUUGUCUGCCUUCUGUCCUUUCCUAAGAGGCUGGGAAGAGGAAGGAGUGAACAAAAUGGUCUGGAGAAAUGAUGUUUCAUGCUGAUUAUGUCUUAACCAUCUGCCUAUAGGUUUUAUGUGGAUUAUUCAGCCUUUCCAGAAUAUGGAUUCAGGGUUUACUAAGUCCCUUUACUUUAGAUGGAAUCUUAAGUUCAAAUUUUUGAUAAGGUAUUCAUUUCACAGCUAGUGCUUCAGACUCUGAAAACUCUUGACUUGGUUCUUGGCUUCCAUAAGCCAAUACUAUUGCCAAGCACACUGUGUGCAAUUUGUGGGUCCCUGCUGUUCCCUAAUCCCAUUCCCCUGCCCUGAGAUAGUGAAGGUGGUCCAGGAAGAGUGUGCCUCUCUGGCCCCUGGUGUUACCAUAGCCUGGGCAGGGCAACAGUUCCAGCAAUAGCCCAAGUACUUAGUCAUGGGAGCUUGCAACAGGUUUGAAAUACUAGUAUAAAAUGAACAGGAAAGUGUUAGUGCUGGGCUAAUUUGAAUUAUGUGUUUUGUUGGGCAAGGGGAGUAAAGGUGGAGAAACAACAAAGAUAUUUGGGAAAGAUUUUUAACAUUAGAAACAAGGUAGCCUCUUUCUUUUCUUCCAACACAUUACCUAAUGUUCCGUAGUCAGCUGUUGCUGCGGGUAGAACAGCUCAUGAGUGCCACAUUUGCCCAUUCUGGUAAACCUAUUUUGACCUCCCAGGCAUCUGAGGAGUAUGGAGUAAUAUGUUACUUUGAAGACAUGUAUGCACUCACACAUACAAUAAAAGUCAGACACUUUUCCUGUUUUAGAAAAUAUGUCCCCUGUUUUGGAUUUCUGCUGUCUAUGCACUAGAAGUUUUUAAUGUGAAGGGGCUUCAGUAAAUGGCUAGGGGAACAUCUAGAAAGGAGAGAAAUUACCUCUAAAGCUUUGUUGUUUGUUUUUAUUCUUUUUUGUGUGUCCUUGUUGUGUUUUUAAGCCUGUAUUUAGCAACUAAAGAAUUUUCAAGUACAUAUAUUUAGGUCAUGGUUAAAGAACAUUAAAAUAAGCCGACCAUUUACCAGGAUUUGAUAUUUUAAAAUGGGGUAUUGUCGACGUGCAUCAUUUGCAUAUUGAUUUCAAGUUUUCUAAUUCCAAGUGUGUAAAGUAAAAAUACUAUAACUAGUACAGUUGUAGUUGUACUUAAUAUUCAGGAUGUGGUAUUUAUAACAUGCAGAACAGUGUAUACUUGUUAAUUAAGUCACAUUCCAGAUUAGGAGAAAGUAGCAGUAAUAAUCUUUGCUUUGCUUCCAUUCUGCUACCCAUUCUUCCCCUCCCUCCAUGUUAUACACUCUUAAUAUUUUCAAACUCCCUAAGAGACUCAUUACUUCACUUUUUUGCUUCUGUUUUUUGUGUGGUCCAAGGCAAAUAGAGGACUAAUAUCUAUGUUCUUGUUGCAGCCAAGACAGUAUGUCAUUCUAACUUUCCUUUUUCUUCCAGCACACAUAUAGCUAAGAGACAUGAAAGCUGCAAGGAUCCAGGGAUAAGGUUUAAGUUCUCCAGCUAAGAACCAGCAACAAACAGAAACCGUGGUUCUGUUCCCAAACUCUCAGUACCCUGGGAAAUUCAGGGGGAACUUGAAAAGACCUAAAGCUGGUUAGAACUUCCAUUGCCCAGCUUCUGCACUCCCCACUUGAGUGGCAGACUGAAGGUUGGUCUGCGUGCUGGAAGUUGCUGAGAGUUUAGAACUGACCAAUUAGUUAACAAUUGGGGUUGAUUAAUGUGGCUUUUCUUCUUCGAAACUUUCCUGAAAUAGAAAAUAUCUGCUCUGUGUUUUCUUUAAGCUGAGGAUGGAUAGACUAACCAGGAAAGGAGGAAAGGAUCAGGGAUUUUCAAGUUCAUUUAGAGAGCAAACCAUAUCGUGCCUCUUCAUCUUGACCCACGCUCUUGCAGAUGGUCCUAAAAUUUACUGUUCACAAGAUUUUCUUCAGAAGUAAUACAGUACUCAACUAAUAAAAUACCUGCACUUAUUACUGCCCCUAAAACAGAAAUUGUCAACUAGGUACACUGCCUCAAUAUUGACCAAAAGAGAGAAUAGUUAGGUUUUCUUAGAUUGGUAGUAAACUGAAUACAACCCAUAUAUCAGUUUGUUUGAAAACAGUGGUUUCAAGUUGAAAGCCAUGAACUGAAUAAAGGAGAAAAUUAUGAUCUUGAAAACAAGGCAGAAGGAACAAGAAAAUCAUUAAAUUAUUGAAGUGUGGCAUGGCACUCCAGUACCUUUAAAGCAAUUUUUAUUUUAGGUUUUCAGAAUUACUUUACCAUUCAAUUCAACUUAGUAAGUGCUAAGCUUAUUUGUCUGAUAUUAAGUUGCACUGUUUCGAGUGACUAGUCAGGCAUUAUGCCUGAUGCUUAUUAUGCCUCCAGGGUGUGCUUCCGAUACCUCCCACUGCAGGUCACCUUGGGGAGCAAGCACUGACAGGUUGUCAUCUCAGUCUCGCUUAUGAAUAUUGAGUCAUCUAGUAAAGAGGCUCCCGGAGUCUUAAAGAAUUUUGACUAAAAUUCUCUAUCCUAUUAAAUAGAGAAUAAAGCCAAAUAACCUGGCAUUGUUUGCUCUGCUUUUAUUCCUUAACUCCUAUGCUCAAGAUACUAAAGCUAUCUGUGGUAUCCCAUGUAACAUUUUAAAGAAUCAGACCUGACAAAUGUGUAUUUUUACUCGGGGUAGGAGAAGCAUACUUGCAUGGGCUGGGAAGGCACACAGAUGGAGUUGUUUUAGGAAGUUAUCUCAUUUAAAUAAGCCAAAGGAAGACCUCAUUGCCUUCCAGGUGAAGGAGUAAAUCAUACAUAUUAAUGACCUGAUAGUCAUCAUCCUAAUUGCUUAUUAUUGCCAUUCUCUGCCUUAGAGUCCUUUACAAAACUCUUGGGUGAAAUGAUUUGUUGUAAUUAGGGGGUCUUCUCUGGUCAUUACACUGCUAUUUAUUUCUAGAACUCACUGUCAGUGAGCAGUGCGAGGAUUGUUCUCUGUAACCUAGAGGUUCGAUUUCACGACAAGGAGGGAGUCUCCCCAUUGCAUUACAGCAAUGUGCUGAGUAAAAACUUGGCCGAGAGUAGUUUUCAGCUCAAUUUAUAGACAAGUCCAAAGAGACUGAGAAACACGAUGAUGGGCAGAGAUCUUUCCUACCAUGUUUCAAUACCUACAUACCUAUUGAAAGAAAACAAUAGGUAAAAACAUUUCCUAAAGUUGAAGAGCCGCAUAGAUUAUUGGUUACUUUAUUUUUAUUAAUGCUUUACAUUUGAUACAACUAUUAAAGAUCAAUUUUAAAAAUAGCUUUCCAAUAAUAUAUUUUAAGUAAUAUAUAUUUUAAUAUCUAUGUAAAAAAUAACAGUGGAAGACUGAAUUUCUCAUAUAUGGGAUGUGUAAUGUAGGACCUCACUGUUAAGGCACAAUUUCAAAGGAAGUUAUUCUAAA